This is a messenger RNA of Blastomyces dermatitidis ER-3, 2983 nucleotides long. RefSeq lists its product as uncharacterized. Bases 1757 to 2983 code for a protein of 408 amino acids. NCBI's taxonomy places the organism in Eukaryota, Fungi, Ascomycota, Eurotiomycetes, Onygenales, Ajellomycetaceae. The record is from RefSeq and is a predicted model, not a curated record. The transcript is spliced from 2 exons.
ACAGAGGGGGGGAUCUUUUCAACAAAUCCUGCCACUACUGUUAGCUUUGCCCCUAAAAACACAUCACUUUUGCAGGGAAUUCCAUACAUAGGACAGAAUAUGAUGGGAGAUCUGCAAGUCACUUGUUAACUACAUUUUCCACAUCUCAAAUCAAUAUAUAAGGAACCCACUUACCACGCGUUUGGUUUGGAUGAAGAUGAGAAAAGGAAGACCUACACAGUCAGCAGAAAAACUCACCUAUUUCUUUAUACCACACGCAGCACACACACUGUCAAUCAGUUGACAACUGUUACUAUACAACAAAGAUAACUCUUAAUCCAGUAAUCUUGAGGGCAUCAGGACUAUGCUCUUAAAGGGGAGGGCAUUGUCACGCCCCCGGCCGCGCCAAGGCCCCGCUGCGGUUCCACACAGCCCAUCACUUCCAUGUGGAUGAUUCCAUUCAUCCCGCAGGCCAUCCGAACCAGUUUCCAACCACCCUAUGACAUCAUUCAGAUAUAUCAUAGGAAGAUCCAAUUGAUGAAUAUGAGAACCCCGCUUCUAUAUGAGGUCAGCAGAUUACUCUUCCUUGGUAAUGAGACGCCGCUGAGGUAUCGCUCCGGCUAUUCUCACUCAUGGAAUGGGAGGAGGGUAUCCGCCCAUUGUCUAUAUAGAAUAGCUAGAUGCUGGCUCCUCAUCAAAGGAGCCAGUGAUUCGUUUUUCUUCUACUGAAAUAUAUACAAGAGUUACUGCGUGCCUCAUACAAUCUUCUUAGUAUACUAAGUACCAUAUCUGUGAUAUCCUCGCAAUAACCCUGUAGCCUACGAGCUCGCUAUUCAAGCAAGAUAGUCAAGCCCACCCAUACAGCUUCCCAAACAACUACCCCUAUGUGACGCCGCCGACUAGCCACCGCUUCGGUUCCGUCACGUUACAGAUCUUCUGUUUCUAUUGAAGCCAAAUCUCUUUUUACUAUACCUCAAGAUUCCCUGAGUUCUGCAGCUCUAUGGAACGCCAUAGCAGCAUCCUUUUCAGAACAGGUGGAAAUCCGCAGAGCCCGCCUGUCCAAGGAAUUCAAUGAUAUCAGUGCGACUGCCUAUAUGAUAACCAUGAUAACCCACGAUAACCAGGCCACCGAGUGCCUAUAUGAUAACCAUGAUAACCCACGAUAACCAGGCCACCGACUGCCUAUAUGAUAACCAUGAUAACAAUAACAAUAAAAUGACAAAAAUAUGAGAAAUGAGACCCCACAGUGUUCGGAUGACUGAGGGAGCAAUACAGAUACAGAAAGAAUGGAUUUGAGCAUUUUUUCUUACAUAUUCGCGUGUAUUUGCAUGUAUGGAGCUAGUUCUUAUGAGAAAACUAGACUCCACUUUGUGUAAUUAAUUAUUAUUGCAGAUUUGAAUGAUUUGGGCGCUUUUGUGGCUGCGUGGGCUAGAUGGCCGGCGCAGAAUGGGGGGGUGUUGGAGGUUCUCCACUGGCCCUCACCCACGUGACCCACACAUAUAUCCAUGGAUUAGUUGCCGCUAGCACUAGAAUAAUCAACCAAGUCCAACCUCUUCUACAUUGUGCGAGGUCAGGGUCAUGAUUCUGUAACAAGGUCAAGUGGCGCACUUAGCGAGGUCAAGUUUUCUGUAUACACCCAACAUUUUCUGUAUACACGACACCGCCUGAUGACUCAACAAGGAAAUGCUGAGGUAAUACGGCUCUUCUCCUCAUCUGUGUCGGCGGUGUUAGCUCUCCAACGCACUGUCCGCGAUCCUUAUUCAUUUCUUGCAGCAACAUGGCACCUGUAUUUUCCCAGCAUCGCCAUCAGUCAUCGCUUGAGGGCAUCAUCAACUUUUCCGGCCCUCAACCCUUCGCAGCGGAUCAGCGCGCCCGGGCUCAGCGCAGAUUCUACAGUAUUAUAAACCAUUUUGAUAUAACAGAUAACAGUAGAAGGGUUGGAUACAGGCGCCCUCUACUCGUCCGCUAUACCUAUGAAUAUUCGCGUUCUGAGUUAUCGCAAGAUAUCUUUCUACGUGCCUUCUUCGAAUUUAUGAAGGUAGAUGUCGCUGGCGAGGAAGAUAUUGACUUUGAUGAUGAGGGACUGGAGAAUCAGUUGGGCAAGAACUUGAUCACCUUCGCAGACUUCCUACUAGAUAAUUUCUUUCUGCCACGUCUGGUCCCUAUCCGCCGCCCUGUUAAUCCCUCCGAUUCUGCUAACCUUUUUAUAGUCAAAGCUUCCGGCCAGCACACUCCGCAGCCCUCUCCUGCACACCUUUCCGCAAUCCAAAGAGCACAAGGAGGAAUGCAUGAAUUUACUGGGACGCCAGACCGAAUAUCAGUCCUUCGGGGUUCUUGCCUCAUCCGUGACCGCCAUCGUUGCGUGAUCUCUCGCAAGUUCGAUCAGCGAGAAGCAAUAGUUCGUCUGACACAACAUGGCCAUGCUGCUCAAGAUGACGAAGGGAAUCCGCUCCAGGGACAGUUAUCUAUGAUUUUAGAAGUGGCCCAUAUACUUCCACAUUCCCUGACACAGGCAAAUGCAGAUUCUCAAUUGGAUGAUUCCAAAAAAGCCGCACUCAUGAUCCUUAACAUGUUUGACUGUGAUGUUUCACACUUAAUUGAUGGUGUCAAUAUUGACCGGCCGUUUAAUGCUAUGAGUCUUACCCGUGAUCUCCAUACCCAUUUCGGCAACUUUACUGUUUUCUUUGAAGCUGUUCCUGACCAGGAGCACACCUACCGAAUUGAUACGUUCCUUCCUCCAGGAAUCUUACCAGAUAUCCCUGUUACUCGCAUACUCUAUCUUAUAAACGACCGAUCAAUAGAACCCCCUUCACCCCGGCUCCUUGCCCUACACCACGCCAUUGCUCGUAUUCUUCACCUUUCUGGGGCGGGAGAAUAUAUCGAUAAUAUUCUCCGGGAUAUGGAGGAGACGGGUAUACAGGAGGAUGGGUCCACAGAACUCGGCCGUAUGGUGAAUUUGACAUUGGGUGGUUGGCUAGAUAGCGUGGUUGAUUCCUAUGCCUAG